Dibothriocephalus latus is the source of this 381-nucleotide messenger RNA. Lineage: Eukaryota; Metazoa; Platyhelminthes; Cestoda; Diphyllobothriidea; Diphyllobothriidae. The record is from the annotation of a GenBank genome assembly.
AUGGAUUACCUUUGGCAUCUGGUGUUUGUGGCAGACGACCGUGUGGCACAGAUCGGCAUCGAUAUGCUCCAGACCCUGUACACCAACCUUGACCACAAACUUCUGCCCCAGCAACGGCAGAUCAACCAGGAAUUCCUAAAGAAAUGUUUCGUUCCUCUGGCUGCAAGCCAUAAGCAGGUUGUUGAUAUUCUGUCUGCUCACAUGUCAGAUGCACCUAUCAAGCCGACCGGCUUCAUCGACACCUUGUCUGAUUCUGAGAAGACCCCGCUGGCCGAAAAAAUGCGGUGCAUGCACCGAGUCGUCCAGAUGCUCCAGCGAUUCCUUGUAGAAAGCGAUCACCUCUUUGAGGGUCCGCGUCUUCGACUUCCACUAGCUCUGUAA